This is a messenger RNA of Pichia kudriavzevii, 1401 nucleotides long. RefSeq lists its product as uncharacterized. The transcript has a single exon. Gene Ontology annotation, molecular function: histone deacetylase activity. The record is from RefSeq and is a predicted model, not a curated record. Lineage: Eukaryota; Fungi; Ascomycota; Pichiomycetes; Pichiales; Pichiaceae. The coding region runs from base 1 to 1401 and encodes 466 amino acids.
AUGACACUUGCUUCUUGGAUGGACGAAAGCCAAACGUUUUCACCAGACGCUAAGAUGGCAAAGCAUACACCGUUUUUUGAACCCAUAAUAAAUACAUUCAAUGACGGGGGAUACAACCCUAGUGUUUCAUAUCAUUAUAAUCCUAAUGUUGCAUCAUAUCAUUACGGUGUACGACAUCCGAUGAAACCAUUCAGGUUGAUGUUAACUGAUCAUUUGGUCAGUGGUUACAAACUUCAUGAACAAAUGGACUUAUAUGAAACUAGACGAGCUACAAAGGAAGAACUUUUGAGUUUUCAUUCGGCUGAUUAUAUCGAUUUUUUAAAAAGGAUAACACCUGAAAAUAGUGCUAAGUUUGCUAAUGAUUUGAAAAAAUUUAACAUAGGUGAUGACUGUCCGGUUUUUGACGGCAUCUAUGAUUACUGUCAAUAUUACGCAGGCGCAUCAUUGGAUGCAUCAAGAAAGUUAAUAUCCGGGAUGAGUGAUAUUGCAAUCAAUUGGUCAGGUGGAUUACAUCAUGCUAAAAAAGAUGAACCAAGUGGGUUUUGUUAUGUCAAUGAUAUUGUUAUGGCAAUUCUAAACUUGCUAAGAGUGCAUCCCAGAGUUUUGUAUAUUGACAUUGACUUACAUCACGGCGAUGGUGUUCAAGAAGCAUUCUACCUUACCGAUCGUGUUAUGACAGUUUCUUUCCACAAAUAUGAUGGUGCGUUUUUUCCAGGGACGGGUAAUUAUGAAGAGGUUGGGGUCGGGAAAGGUAAACAUUUUGCGUUGAACGUUCCAUUGCAAGAUGGGAUAGAUGAUGAAUCCUAUAUAAGAUUGUUCAAAUCAAUCAUGGAGCCUGUUAUAACAAAGUUUAGACCUACAGCCAUCAUCCAACAGUGUGGUGCCGAUUCGCUAGGAGGUGAUCGAUUGGGUGUCUUUAACUUAAACAUCAGAGCACAUGGUGAAUGUGUGAAAUUUAUUAAAAGUUUUGGAAUACCGAUGCUAUGUGUUGGGGGUGGUGGUUACACGCCAAGAAACGUGAGUCGAUUAUGGUGCUACGAGACUAGUGUAAUGACUAAUGUUGAGUUGAAUUCGAAAUUGCCGGAGACACCGUAUAAAUCAUGGUUUGAACCUGAUUAUUCCUUGCAUCCUAAACUUGGUGAUAGAUUUGAAAACAAAAACUCCAAAAAAUACUUGGAAGAUUUAAGGAUUCAGCUAUUAGAAAAUCUUAGAUAUCUCAACCAAGCUCCUUCGGUGCAAAUGCAAGAAAUACCACCAGAUAUACAGAACAUUACUGAUGAUGAUGAAGCAAAAAUCGUUGAACGUUUGAAGCGUGAGAGCAAGAUUGACAAGUAUAGAGAUGAAGAGAGAUACUACAUCAACAAGAAGGAUGAAAGUAGGAGAGGAGAACUUCUAGAUUAG